Molecule: messenger RNA, 6259 nt
Organism: Lagopus muta (rock ptarmigan)
Lineage: Eukaryota; Metazoa; Chordata; Aves; Galliformes; Phasianidae
Gene: CASP6
Product: caspase 6
Exons: 8
Coding region: 3853-5010 (385 amino acids)
Biological process (GO): proteolysis; apoptotic process
Cellular component (GO): cytoplasm
Source: RefSeq, a predicted model, not a curated record
AAAUAGCACCUUGAAUAGCCCUUCACUUUGAGACCUUCAGAUCUCUCUGAUGUACUCUGUCCUGUGGUUUGUUCUAAAACAAAGAAAAAAGCCCUAAGCAAAAUAUAUAUGUGCACUAUGUAUUUCUAACUGAUCCAGUAAUUAACUUCUUCAGCACUCUUCAGAUAAGUGUGUUGAUCCUUUUAAGGAUUGACUCCUAAAGUGAACAGUUUGUGACCUAAGGAUAUACUUUCGGUUUGACAGAAUGCUGGAAUGUGGUUGUAAUGUUACAUAAGUUUAGAAAGGAUUCAAGUCUUUAUUUUUCAAAUUAAACAAUGCAUUGUGUAUUAUAUGUGUAGAAAGGCUAUAUUGUUCAAAGAGGUUGAUUUAUAUUUGUCUCAUGGCACAACUUAGCUACUGUAUACAUCUUUGCUUUCAUUUAGUCCAUUCUGAUUGAAAACUAGAAGAUUCCACAGGUAGGGUCAGUGAGCCCAACAAACCUUUUUAUUUAAAAUUCCCUCUGUGAUGCUGACAGAAAUUUCAGCCUUUAUUUCUGUCACCUUUUCCUAUGACCUCUGUGAGGCUGACAGACAUCUGAGCCUUUAUUUCUGUCAUCUCUUCCAUACUGCUAGCUGAAAUCAUCUGAUGUCUGAAUUAUUUGGGGUUUGCCCUCUGUACUGAUUUUCUGUUGCUAGUCUCCAGUUGUCAGACCUCAGUUGACUUUUGCAUUGAGUCAUGUCCUGCUAUCAUGAUUUGCCUUAGAAAUCCCCAGAAUAUGACUGAAAAUCAAAGUACUGCAUCCAUGAGCAGGGAAAAUAAACUAUGCAGAAAGUUUAAAGUUCACUUAACUCACAGAUUGCAAUGCCAUUUCUCUUCUGGAAGUAUUUUUAUAUGUUUUUGCUUUACUAUUUUUUUGUGGUUUGUUUUUUUUUUUUUCACUGAAGCUUAUGGUACAUGACACAAUAUAAGUGUCUUAUACAAUAAAAUUCCUGCCAAAGUACCUUGGCCAUGCUUCCUGAUUUUAUUUUCCUAUUUGUGGAUAUUAAAUAACAAGGCAAGACACGGCUGCCAAGUUUUACAAAACUAUGUCUGAACAACUUGUGGUGCCUUUAAAUACAAGGAGAUUUUGUCACAGAAUUGAAGUGACUCUGUAGUACCCUGAUUGUUUAAAAUUAAAACAUUGAUGCAGUGAGUCCAACACAAUGUCAUAAUUUAGUUAGGUAAUUCAAGUAAAAGUGAGCUUCAAUUAUAUGCUUAAAUGGACAUAGAAGAAAAAUUUUCACUGUUGGAAAGCACUGUGUUUUGUUCCUUAAUGUAUUUACCUGUAAAUGCACUGUGAAAACAUUUCAUAGCUUCCCUCAAACCAUUUUUAAUACUAAAAAGAGCCUUAAUGCUGCUAAAUAACACAGAUGACACUUUGGUAGUUGUGGAAGCAUUUAUCUUCUUCCAGAGAGCCUUUGCCUAAGUUUUGUCCGUAGCACGAAUUCUUGCUUGUAGUUCCCUGCAAAUUAUACCAAACACAUCUUACAAUGCUAAAUCCUAAACUACGAUCCUAAAAUGAAUCAGGGAUAUUGCAUUCUGUAUUAGCAGUGUCAUUUAACACACUGAGACCUAAGCUACCUGCUUAGGGCUACAUAACAGAUUGCUGCUACAGAGCCCCAGGCUGGGCUCUGCAGUUGCUCCUUCAUACAGAAUUACUGCAGCCAAAAAGUGUAAGGGGCAGCUCCAAUAGCAGCUGAGAGAACUACAAUUUGCAAUAAAUAAAUAAAUCUGGCUAGUAAGAAUCUGUUUUACAGCAUGAGAAAGGUGCUGAAGUCUGGUAGUUGUAUCUUGUUUUCACAAGAAUCACAAGAAUCACAAGGUUGGAAACGACCUAUAAGAUCAUCCAGUCCAACCGUCUCCUCAUCACCAUUGCCACCACUAGUACUAGUUUUGUCUGAAUAAACAAAAAGAAUUUAAACAAUUUUAUCUUGAUCUCGCUGGCUGCUAGUGGGUUCAGGACAGCAAGUCCAAACAUGGGAAAAACAAGUGAAGGCAGUGAGAAAUACUCAUUGAUCCAUCACCCAAAAGGAAGCCACCAUGUCCAAAAUUCCUUAUUUGUAAACAAACAUGUAAAACAAGUUGGACUGGAUAAAAUACUGAAAAUCCCUAUCUAGAGCCACCUCCUCUUGUGCCUAUAGCAGUGCUGCUCUCUGAGAGCUGCCUCACACGUCAGUAUGCCCCAGAGCUCACCAAGCAAUGGGCCAGAUACACAGUUCAGACCCAUCCUUGUUACAAACCUGCAGAGCUUAGGUACAGAAGGAUGGGUUUAGGCACUGGCUUCCGUUUAUACAUGAUACAGAAUCAUAGAAUCACCAAGGUUGGAAAAGAUCUCCAAGAUCAUCCAGUCCAACCAUCCACCUACCACCAACUAAACCAUGUCCCUCAGUACGACCUCUACACAGUUCAUGAACACCUCCAGUGACAGUGACUCAACCACCUCCUUCGACAGUCCAUUCUAGCACCUAACCACAUUUUCAGGGAAGAAAUUUUUUUUAACCAUAACAACAUUCAACCUGAAUCUUGCCUGGCACAACUUGAGGACGUUCCCUCUCACCCCAUUCCUAGUUAUGCAGGAGAAGCAGCUAACCCUCACAUCACCACAACCUCUUUUUCAGGUAGUUGUAGAGAGUAAUAAAGUCUCCCCUGAGCCUCCUCCAGACUGAACAAUCCAAGUUCCCUUAGCUGCUUCCCGUAACACCUAUGCUCCAGACCCAUCACAGCUUCACUGCCCUUUUCUGGAUACACUCCAUGACCUUGAUAUCUUGUAUUGAGGGGUCCAAAACCGAACACAGUACUUGAGGUGCAGCCUCACCAGUGCUGAGAACAGAGAGAGAAUCAUCUUCCUGCUUCUGCUGGCAAUGCUAGUUCUGAUAUAAGCCACUGGCCUUCUUGGCCACCUGGGCACAUUGCUGGGUCAUGCUGAGUCAAGUGCUGAUCAACACGCUCGGGUCCAUUUCUCCUACAGCCUUCCAGCCACUCUGCCCCAAGCCUGAAGCACUGCCUGGGGCUGUUGCAACCAAAGUGACACUGACCGGAUACUUGGUCUUGUUGAAUUUCAUCCCACUUACCUCAGCCCAGCAAUCCACUGUACUUUGUAGAGCCUUCUUACCCCCAGGCAGACUGACAUUUACUCCCAGCUUGGUGUCAUCUGCAAACUUACUGUGGGUGCACAGGUCAUCAGUCAAGAUACUGACCAGGACGGGCCCCAGUGUCGACCCCUGGGGGACACCGCUCUUGACAGCUGGAUUCAACUCCAUUCACCAUCACUCUGUGGGCUCUGCCCUCCACUCAGUUCUUUACCCAGAGCAAAGAGAGUACCUGUCCAAGCCACAGGCUGCCAGCUUUUCCAGGAGAAUACUGUUGGAGAGUGCCAAAGGCUUUGCUAAAGUCUGAGGAGACCAAGUCGACAGUCUUUCCCUCAUCCACCUCAUCAUCAAUCAUAGAAGAACAUGUUGAUCAAACAGUACCUGCCUUCUGUGAACCCAUGCUGGUCAGGCCUCAUCCCCGUUGUCUUGCACACGCUGCAUGAUCUCGUCAAGAUGAUCUGCUCCAUAACCUUUCCUGGCACCGAGGUCAAGCUGGCAGGCUUGUAGUUCCUCAGAUCUCUUAAGGACCCUUCCUGUAGCUGGGAGUCACAUUGGCAAGCCACCAAUCCUCUGGGAGCUCUUCGGUUGACCAUGAAAAGGCAGAGGCUGCCCACACACAAGGCCAUUCUCUGGAUGCUCUCCCCAGCACCUGAGCUCUGGUUACAGGCUCACCAAAGAGUACUCAUGCAGUAACAGACCGAGGUUGCAAAUCUGCGAGCUUUCAACUCUGUGGGUUGGGUAACAAAUGUGGGUAACAGAAGGCUUACAGCAGUGGAAACCGUGCACGCCUGUGCUGCCUGGCAGAGCCCUGAGCCUCGUCUCAGCAGCACAGCAGCGCCUCACCGGUCGCAAGGCGCCGCCAUUCCGGCGCUGGGCCAAGCGAAAGCGCUUCUCAGCGCCCUCGGGGCGCGUUGGGACGGCCCGCGGCCUGCGCUGCUCCCGCCCCGUUUCCUCCGGAGGCAGCGUGGAGGAGGCGGGCCGGGCUCUCGACAUGUCGGGCGCGGAGCGGCGGCGGGCGGCAGGCCGUGUCCAGUUGGACAGCAAACCUACACCAACCACCACAGAUGGAAAUCAGAACAUCACAGAAGUGGAUGCAUUUGAUAUAAGACAAACGUUUGACCCUGCAGAGCAGUACAAAAUGAACCAUCAGAGAAGAGGAGUUGCGUUAAUCUUCAAUCACGAGCACUUUUUUUGGCAUUUAAGGCUGCCAGAUAGACGUGGGACUUUGGCAGACAGAAACAAUCUGAAACGCAGUUUGACAGACCUUGGAUUUGAAGUCAGAAUUUUUGACGAUCUGAAAGCAGAAGAUGUGCUCCAGAACGUUUAUGAAGCCUCUCUGGAUGACUACAGCAGUGCUGACUGCUUUGUUUGUGUGUUCUUGAGUCAUGGUGAGAAUGAUCAUGUCUACGCAUAUGAUGCCCAAAUCAAAAUUGAGACGAUCACAAACAUGUUCAGAGGAGAUAAGUGCCAGAGUCUGGUAGGAAAGCCGAAGAUAUUUAUAAUUCAGGCAUGUCGAGGUGAUAAACAUGAUGACCCAGUUCUCGUUCAGGAUUUAGUAGACAGCAAAGAUGAAACCACUAUUAACCAGACUGAAGUGGAUGCAGCUGGUGUCUAUACCCUGCCGGCUGGUGCAGACUUUAUUAUGUGCUAUUCUGUGGCACAAGGUUACUUUUCUCACCGUGAAACUGUAAACGGCUCCUGGUACAUUCAAGAUUUGUGUGAGGCUCUCAGGAAGCACGGCUCUUCCUUGGAGUUCACAGAACUCCUUACUGUCGUUAACCGAAAAGUUUCUCAUCGCAAAGUGGAUAUGUGCAGAGAUAUAAAUGCUAUAGGAAAAAAACAGAUUCCUUGUUUUGCUUCAAUGUUGACGAAAAAAUUGUAUUUCCACCCAAAAUCUAAGUAGGUUGCUACUUAAUAAUGACAUUCUUUAAUGCUCACUGCAGAAGUGAGAAAACUACCAUCUUAGAUCAAGAGAUUUAAUACUCUAAGAUUAUAUACAAAAACACUGGGAUCAAACCUUAUAGUUUGUAUACGCAAUAGUUUCAAAAAUCUUAAGGCAAAUUUAAAGCUAAUAUUGCAGCUCUGUUCAUCUCAGGGAAUUUGGAAGAAGUUUACUGGUGCUAGAUUAGUAACAGGUGCUCAGAUUUUAUUGAAAUUAACUUUUAAGGAAAAAUUUUUGCUCAGUUUAUCUGUUUAGUUAUGGCACACUUUUUACUAUUUCCAAAACUUUUUAAACACUGUAUUAGGUUAGCUUCUCUUGCUCCAAGAGUACGGUUUACAGGAAAUAUACUUGUAAGGCAUCUUUUUAUAUCUGUGUACAACAGUAUCUGCCAUCUAAUUUUUAUGCAUUUAUUGAGGGUGGGUGGUUUUUUUCCUCUCAACACUAAAAACGUACUUAAUUCCUUGAGUACAGUUAUAGUUCUAAUGCACAUAAAGGACUUCUUGUGCUGGCGCAUAGUUUUAAUUUGUGGCACAAUUAAAGCUUAUGGUGCUUUGCAUCCUCAGAGGGAAAGAAAGCAGUAGUGAAAUAAGGCAGCAAAUGUCUUGCUUUGGAAAAGCAUGAUUUUGGGUACAAACAUGCUCUUUGACAGGGGUAAGCUAUAUACUACACAUCACUAAAGCAAAUGAUUUAUAUGGUUCAAGUUCACUUGCCACUCUUCUAGGUAUCUUUAGGCAGCUCUGCAAUAUACAACAUAAGCAAACCUUGGCACUUCAGAGGUACUGGUGUUGGACCAGACUUUGCCUCCUCUGGGCUCCAGAGAUCAGCUGUGCACUGUCAUUUUGUAUACAGAACUGACAGUAUACUUGUCAUCAUAGGAUGUUUCAGGUUGCUACUACUGUAGCAUUAGCAAUUGCAAUACUUAAUAGAAACAAUUUUUUAAAAAAUUAGUUUUUACAUUAUUGGUACAUAAUGCUUAACUCUGGUAGACAGUGGAGAACUCACACUAAGGAAAGUUAAUUCACUUUUCUGGGUAAAAAAUAAUUGACUUACUGGCUCUACUUUAGUUAUAUCCUUUCAUAUAUUGUGUUCUGAGUCACGGAUAUUAAGUCUUAAUAUGGCUACUUUGAAGCUUUGAGUAAAUCAUGUAUUUGUGAAUGUUUUUGUAAGUUCUUUCAAUAAAAUGCAACAAUUUUACAGUAAAAUGAGUUUG